AUGGCCUCAGUCACCGUUGAUUCCACCUCCGCCGCAGACGGUGGCCCUCCCCAGGUAGAUUCACUACCCAUUAUAGAUCUCCGGUUAUUCUCCCAAUCCGAACUAUAUUCCCUCUCCCAAUGCUCUUCCUCCGCCAUCGGUAUCCUCCGCUGUGAGGACGUGGUAAUUCCAAAGAUCGACAGGAGCGUCUUCAAUGAGUCUGCCGGCUCCCGCAAACAGACUUAUUCCCGCCUCCGCCUCGCUCCUGCCUCCUCUUCCUCCGUCGCCUCUUCAUCCGUCCCUCGCCGCCGCACUCCUCAUCUUCGUCCUACAGCCGUUGCGAACAUUAAUAAUGGUAAUUCAGAUCCUGAGAAGGAAGAAAAUUCGAGGAUUAUCUCUCUCCUUAAGCAAUUAUUUUUUUACAACUCUAACCCUGAAGAACUAAUCCCUGUUAAAGUAGAUUACUCGUAUUCCCUCCCCCAACAAUUACCGUCAUUUCCUUCCUCAUCGUCCUCCAAUGUCGUGGUUCCUGUUAACAAUAAACGGAAACGGGGCCCUUGUCGGGAAAUGAUGGAGAACAAUGCCAACUCUACUCUGGGGGUUAAUGCUAAUGUCGAUUUUUCUGAUGGUAAUCAUAAUAAGAAUGGUUUGAUUAUUAGUGAGAUUUUUGUGGGUGGGAAUGUGGGGGAUGGGGAUAGAGAUAGAGAGGCCUUAUUGAAUAGGGAUGGGGUGGAAGUGGAUUUGGUGGCUUUGGGGACAGUGGAUGAUCCAUAUGCGGAGGAAAUUAGACGGAGGACAGAAGGUUUGAAGAGCCAAGAGGAGUUAUUAAGGUUUUUGGAGGGGCUGAAUGGGAAAUGGGGAAGUAGCAGGAAGAAGAGGAGGAUUGUGGAUGCCAGCAUGUUCGGGAGCACAUUACCAAUUGGUUGGAAGCUUUUACUCUCUCUCAAGAAGAAGCAAGGACACGUGUGGUUGUAUUGUCGUCGUUACCUAAGCCCCAGUGGACAGCAAUUUUUGUCAUGCAAGGAUAUAUCUUCAUACUUGAUCUCUCUUCAUAGUGCCCAAGAUGCGAAUAAGGUUAAUUGUGCUGAGAAUAAUGAGAAUAUCAAUGAUGGCAAAAACUUGGCUUCUGCCAGUAUUGUGAAUGUUAUUAACCAAGAUGACAACAGAAAGGAAAACCUGGUUUGCCCUGCAUCAUCACUUUUUAUUUCUUCGACAUCUUCUAAUCAUGAAAUGCAAGUCACGUUGAAUGCUGGGGAUCAGCCAUCUGACAAAGUAGGAAAAUAUUUACAUUGUGACGAGUGCAAAAUGACUUUUACUGAGAAGGAUGAUCUAUUUCACCACCAGUUAUCUCUUCAUCGUAAAGAGAUAUACAAAAAUGCUCUGUCUCUCAAUGAUGUGGUAAUACUUAAAGAGGGAAAUUAUGAACACAUGUCCACCCAUAAAACAUCUAACGAAAUGAAUAGUUUCAAUGGUCGUAUCGGUGCUCAUGAGAGAAACCAUGUGAAAAGUACUGAAGAAUCACUAUUUGUUGAUGUGGGAGUUUGUGCUGACACCAGUUCUUUUUUUCGACAACCUGUUAGAGAGGUUAUGUUGAAAGGAUCAAUAGGUUCAGUGGGCAAUAAUAUUGCAAAAACUUCCUAUGUGAAUACCAGCAAUCAUGUUGGAGAUCGCAUGGCAGCUAAUGGCAAUUUAAGAGGAGUUGAUGAGGUUCUCUCAUCUAACAACGAGAACGAAGGUUUCCAUGAAAGUUCUGUUGAUGUUUGUAGAAGAAAAAUGGAAAAGCCUGAAGUUGAUGGCGUCCAAAAUGUCAGGACUAGUGAAAUGUCUCUUUCUUUUGGUAGUCAUAAUGAAGUAAAUUCAGAUGCUGUGCUAGGCAUCGAGGAGGAAAAAAUUCUUCAACCUUGCUCUUUUGCAUUUGAAACAGAGAAAAAUAUUAUGAAAGAAGAUGUCGUCCGGGUGAUCAGCAGUGCUGCGGAAGAGUGCAAACUGGAACCAUCUGGAAGUUUAUUGCUUACACAGUCUUGUGCUGCAGAAGUCUCUAAUGAGGCAUAUACUCUAAAUAUGAUCUCCACUACCUUUGAGAAUGAUCCUAAAUUUCAUUAUAUAGAAAACCCAAGAAAUUAUAAGCUGAGCCUUUCUUCUGGCUCUUCUGGCCAUCUCCAUACAAGCUCUGAUACAUUUGAACAGGAAAAAAAUCUACUAGGUAGUUUUAGUGUUCAAUGUGGCACCGAGAAAACGUAUUGUGUUCGAACUAAUUUUUGUGACAAUGUUAGUAGUGCAGUAGAGGAUACCAAACAAGGAAAACCUUUGGGGUUUGGUUUACUUGNUACCAAACAAGGAAAACCUUUGGGGUUUGGUUUACUUGAUUCGUCUUUAAACAACAAAACAUGGGAACUUGAAACUAGUUUCAGCAUGAAUUAUUCAGGCAGGGAUUGGGAUGGACUCAGAGGCAAUCAGGUGGAAAAUUCUGGCAACGGCUUCAUAAUUGGUUUUGACAGAAACAAUCUGCAGCCUGAUGAGGAUGUUAUGGCUGGCGGCCUUUGGACAACUGGUCGAGAAAAUGUUUCGCAGGGUUGUUUCACUGGUACUACAACACGAGUGCAACCAUCUAGCUGCUUUCAUGCAUUUGAUAUAAUGUCAAAUAAGGAAGCACAAGAAUUAUUUGAAGUUAAUACGAAGCAUGAUAUCAACACUAAUGCUGAAGGUAUAAGGGCAGGUGGAGCUGAACCAAUCGAAUACAGUUUUCUGGGUUCAAACGGUUCAAAUGCUAUUUCCAUGGAGUCUAACAUUUUUCCACAUGCUACAAAUAUGGAACAAGGACUCGAUUCCUCAUUUUGGCUGGAAAAUAAUGAUCUGAUGCCAAAAAUAGCGGACGGUAGGAGUAAGGGCUCUAGUGUUUGUGUUUGGUGCAGAAAUGUGUUCUACCAUGAGCCUAUCCAGCCUGAAAUGGAAGCAGCAGGUGCAAUUGGUUCGAUGUGUCCAGCAUGCAGUGCAAGGAUCCCAGGCCACUUUAAUGCUUCGUAG
Molecule: messenger RNA, 3003 nt
Organism: Fraxinus pennsylvanica
Lineage: Eukaryota; Viridiplantae; Streptophyta; Magnoliopsida; Lamiales; Oleaceae
Source: the annotation of a GenBank genome assembly